Messenger RNA from Pseudovirgaria hyperparasitica, 1542 nucleotides. Its product is annotated as multiple inositol polyphosphate phosphatase. Bases 1 to 1542 code for a protein of 513 amino acids. Lineage: Eukaryota; Fungi; Ascomycota; Dothideomycetes; Acrospermales; Acrospermaceae. The transcript is spliced from 2 exons. The record is from RefSeq and is a predicted model, not a curated record. Gene Ontology annotation, molecular function: acid phosphatase activity. Gene Ontology annotation, cellular component: fungal-type cell wall.
AUGUCAAGUCACUUUCUUCUGGCUAUAGUCGCGGGCUUCAGUGCCUUAUGCUUCUACCAGAUAUCUCACUACCUUUCCACCUCCGUGGACAUCAUUCACCUGUCCUCUCUUCGUAACCCUCACGCUGCAAGCUGGACGAGCUGGUUCCACCCGCAACGACAAUGGGGUUACGGUGAUGAACCUACGGCAGGUACCUUGCCUCAGCAAGACGGCGGACGUUAUGCGAAGGAUUGGAACAUACUGUAUCACUUAGGUGGUAAUGGGCCAUGGGUUGAGAAGAUUGAUGGUGUUGUAGAAGGUGGCAUCAUGGUACCUAAGGGUUGCGUUGUCGACCAGGUCCAUAUGAUGUCUCGGCAUGCCGAACGAUAUCCCACGACCAAAGCUGGCGUUCGAAUAAUGAAGCCUCUGAAGCGAAUACAGCAACAAGCUGAUGUGAAGCCCGCUGGUGAUUUGGCGUUCGUGAGCGACUGGGACUUCAUCAGCUCUGAUCCACAGACGCAUUUUGAACAGCUCACGUCGACAGGUCCUUUUGCCGGGAAGCUUGGUGCAUUCACGACUGGCAUUAAGCUUCGCACCCGUUAUGCUCAUCUUCUACCCAAAAGGCUCGCGCCUAAUGGUAAGACUAACUUCUGGGCCAGUGACAGCGCUCGAGUCAUUGAAACUGCAAGGCAUUUUGGAGCUGGCUUCUUUGGCCUCAAUUGGGAAGACACCUCAACUUUACAUGUCAUACCUGAAACCGCAGAAAGAGGUGGUGAUACUUUGACACCAGGCGACACAUGCAAGCGAUAUCUUCAUGACAUGCAGAAAGGGCACGACCAGGGCUACUCCAAGAUCGUUGAAUUUCGUGAUACAUAUAUCGGCGCUGCAAAGGAGAGACUUCUGAAAGACAAUCCUGAGUUCAAAUUCACGAAUGAGGAGGUAUUUGCCAUGCAGGAGUUAUGUGCGUUCGAAAUCACCACCCGAGGGAGCAGUCUUUGGUGCGAUGUCUUCUCACGAGAAGAUUGGCUCAACUUUGAGUAUGCUAGAGAUGUGAUCCACUACUACCGUGCUGGACCAGGUACACCGUAUGCAGCAACCAUGGGUGGUCUUUAUCUUAAUGCGACUGCCAAACUCCUUGAGCAGGGUCCUGAGGCUGGACCUUUCUUUUUCAGUUUCGUCCAUGACGGUGACAUGACCCCUCUCCUAUCUGCCCUAGAUAUUUUCCAUGACGAUGAAGAUCUCCCAACCACCCACCGUGUCGACAGCCGGGCAUGGCGAACAUCACAGAUUACUCCUAUGGGUGGUCGCAUAAUAUUUGAACGUAUGACCUGUGACGUUGGUUUGAAGGAGAAAGUACCACAUGUCCGCAUCAACAUGAAUGAUGGCAUUGUCGCUUUACCUGGCUGUCAGAAUGGACCAGGACACAGCUGUCCACUCGACGACUUUCUCAGCUGGACGCGCAAGAGAAUGGUCGAGAUUGGAGACUUCAAUGAAGUUUGCGGACUGAGAGCUUACGAGCCAGAUGCUCCUGAUAUGAUUACAUUCCUGCACCAACACGCAUAG